Odontomachus brunneus is the source of this 3228-nucleotide messenger RNA. RefSeq names its product adenylate kinase 7-like. The record is from RefSeq and is a predicted model, not a curated record. The transcript has 3 exons. NCBI's taxonomy places the organism in Eukaryota, Metazoa, Arthropoda, Insecta, Hymenoptera, Formicidae. Bases 1845 to 2381 code for a protein of 178 amino acids.
UUAAUCAAACAUUAAUGUGAUUGAUUAUGCAUCGAAUAAUAAUUAAUUUAAUCAAUCGAUUAAGAUAUUCCUGUGCAUGUGAUUACAUACAUAACCAUUAAUUUUGAUUAUUGCUUUGCCAAUUAUGUUUUAGUAAAAGAAUAUUUUUAUCAAUUAAUAUCCAAUAUCUCAGUUGCUUAUGAGUAGAGGAGGAAGUACUAUGGCUUGUAUAAUUAUAGGGAUUCCUCUUAAUAUUUUCAUUAAGGGGAUACUAAAGCUAAAACUUUACCGACAGUAUACUGACAUUUUUCUGCAAAAUUUAUGUUGUAUUGGUUGUACAGAAUUACAAAUGCUUUUAUACAGGAUGCGUCAGCUAAAUACAAAUUUCAACUUAAAUUUUUCGCCAUAUUUUACUUCAACGCUAAGUUGGUAUUUGUGUCCAAAUAAGCUAAAACAAUAUUCUGAACGAACAUAAUCUCAAAAUGGCUAAGCAGUCAAGAUCGAGCAUGGAAUAUAACCGAAGAACGGCAAUUAUUGAAAGUCUUCGCGCUAGACGUACGCCGGUCAAAAUAAUUGAGUUCUUUAAAUAUCCGAGAUCGACAGUUUACGAAGUUUCCGCUAAGUAUAAGGCUUCGGAGAAGUCCGAAAAAGAUUUCGCAAACCGGUCGAGAAAGAGCCAUUCAAGAGAGAGGUUGGCAAGGAAGUUGUCUAUAAGCUGAUAAGAGCUGAUCGCAGAAGACCCAAGGCAGUCUCAGAAAAUUGGCGACAAUUUUGGGUUUUGAACGAGGCUACCAUGCACCGUAUACCCGAAAAGGACCUACAUCUUCCAACAGGACGGUGCACUAGCUCACACGAGUCAUUUAGUCUAAAACUGGCUGUCGGACAACGUCGACAUGUUUUGGAGCAGAGUUUUGGCCUCCGAAUAGUCCAGAUUUAAAUCCGUUGCACUAUUAAAUGUGGAGCGUGAUUGAAAGGGUCACUAACAAGUCGAGACAUCUUAAUAUGGCAUCUCUCCAGGCUUAUUGAAGCAACAUUUUUCAAUAUGGACAAGCCGGCGUUGCAGAGAGCGUGCAAUCGCUUCAGGCCCAGGAUCGACAUAGUAAUUGCAACAGACAGUGAUUACAUUGAGUAAUUUUUGCUUAUAACGGUUCCACAAAUGACACGAAAAAAGGUUUUUAUGUAAUUUUGUACGUUUGACUUUUGUUAAAUACAUUGUUAAAUACAUUAAAUUUUUGUUAAAUACAUUGUUUAUUUUGUCCGGAUUUAACUGACACACUCUGUACAAUAAAAGUACGUGCAAAAAUAAAUAAAAAUAAAUAGUAACCCAUACAGCAUAAAUGUCCGAAAUACAUCCCAGAGAUAUCAUAUUGUUUCUGGAACGUCUCUGGGAUAUAUUUCAGACAUUUGGUAUUAUAUAUGUAGUAUUGCUCUCAAUAUAUGAUGAAAACGAAAACAAUGUUUUAAUGUAAAAUCUCAAGCUGUCAGCAUAAUAUUUACCUAAUCCAAAAAUUUCGCAAUUUGUGCGUAACGAAAGUAUGCUCCAAACAAAAAAAUUUUUUUAAAUUGCUGUACUUUUGUAUUCAGAAGCUUAAGAAUAUUCGAGAAGUUUGCAGAAAGAUUUCUAUACAUGCAUGGUUAGGUUUUUCGAUGAAUAUAGUACAACAAAGCAACACACAUUUAUGUAAGUUCUGUAUAUACAAAAAAUACGAAAAGGAUAGUGUGAUUGUGUUAGUGACAAUCAUCUAUACGUUAUCAACAUUGUUCGAGUUCGCUAUUGAUUUCAGUAUCUUCGUAAGUGACGGAUUCUACGAUUGACUUGCGUAAUUAUUAAUUGAUAUUUGUGCCCAGACAACCUGACAGUGAUUAUGAGAAAUUCAGACGACAAAAAUCUCCUUUUAUCCGAGGUGAUUACCUGCGGUGUCAUUAUUUACGACAUUACUCAAGAGCCAAAUCAAAUCGAGGAGGCAUGCUGGAUUCUGAAAGAAAUGGUCCACGCGUUGGAAUGUGCGCAGGAAAAGUCGCCGAAAGUUUUCAAACAGCAAGAGCCAACGCGAUACUUUAUACUGAUUUCUACGAUAAUGACGUGGGCUCUUACGAAACCAUUAGAUCUUGCUGAUCCGAAUUUACCGUUCACCGAGGCCGACUACAGAAAACGGAAACCACAUCCGAAUUAUAAGGAGUACAUACGAUGCGAGAGAGAAGUCAUAACUGUGAAAAAGCGUGUUAAUUUGAAGAGCAAUCUGAGAACCUUGGUCAUUUGUUGUGGUGUUACGUACGGCGAAGAAGAAGGCCCGCUUCACUAUCUCUUCAAAAUGGCAUGGCAAAAUAUGCCAUUCUUACCGAUAUUUGGCAAAGGAUAUAACAAAGUACCACUCUUACAUGUCCGCGACUUGAUCGCGUAAGUAAUAAUAAAAAAAAGAACACCAAUACAAGAACGUAUUGUGUUCUUCCUUUAAUGUUUUCCCUUAUUCGUAUCCGAAAUAAGCGAUAUCAGUGUUGUAUAAUUAAUACUCGAUAUUUAAAAAAGAGCGAAAAGAUACCAAUGUAAUACAAAACGCUUUAUAAAAAAAUUUCUGGCUUUUUUCCAUUGUAUUGAGACUUCCUCUUAUUAAUAUCAAUUAUCUCCUUAAGUAGUUAACUCCUUAAGUAGUAUGCAAAAAUUCCGAAAAAUUCGUAAAAUUUCGAAAUAAAAUAUAAAAUUCCUUUUUAUUUACUUAAACUAUUGUAUUUAUUUUUAAUUCCUGACAAGUACAAAUUAGAUAUAUUUUAUAUUCUAUUUUUUCAAUAUUUUUCUAAGAAAAAUAUAUAUGGCAAUAAAAAGAAAAGAAAUGUAGAUAAACUUAUUAAAAGAACCUGCCUUGGGAGGAAUCGCGUAGAUAUUUUAAAUUAACAUCAAAGAGAUUAAACUUUAAUAUUAGUUUUAAUAUUGAAGGUAGAUUCCAUUCAACCAGGACGGCUUAUUUUAUUGGCUUAUUACGUAAAUAAAGAUGCAGAGAGUAAAAAAUAUUAAUUUCUUAUUGAUUUGAUUUUUUUCUAUUUAAUAUCAAGAACUAUAUUCGGUCACAACAUUGAAUCACGACAAGAACAUUCCUCUACUGGUAUUUACAAUUAUAAAAUUUACGUAAUAUCUUGAUAUAUUACAUAUUAUAGAGUUAAUACUCUGUAUAAUAUGUGCUUAUACAUUAUGAGAAUAGUUCAGCAAUAUUGAUUAUUUUAUCGUAUGCAUUGUUUUAAAACAUGUCGUGAAAC